Abrus precatorius (Indian licorice) is the source of this 2950-nucleotide messenger RNA. RefSeq names its product mitochondrial succinate-fumarate transporter 1. The coding region runs from base 1778 to 2725 and encodes 315 amino acids. The transcript is spliced from 3 exons. NCBI's taxonomy places the organism in Eukaryota, Viridiplantae, Streptophyta, Magnoliopsida, Fabales, Fabaceae. The record is from RefSeq and is a predicted model, not a curated record. Gene Ontology annotation, biological process: succinate transport; fumarate transport; transmembrane transport.
GUUCUAACACGUGAAGCAUAUAACCCAAGUUCUGAAAUUGAGCGUCGUGCGGGCGCAGGCGACGCGAUUCUACAUCUUCCGCAUCCUAUCGCGACGCUGUCCCAAGACGCGAUCCAAUACUCACUGUGAGCUUCUUCUUCUUCUUUUUCUAUCAUUGUAUUUCUGUUAAAUUUCUGGUUCUCUGUUAUAUCUAUGAAACCUCGUCAUGCAUCCCUUAGGAGAGGCACAUGUUCAAGAGCUUAAAUGAUUCUUUACGGCUUUGGAUUUUAAGAUUUAAAUUGUUCUGCAUGUGGAGAUGAUAAGCCUCUUGGUCUGUGCUUAGGGAAUCUUCACUUUGAACUUGUAAUCCUUUCCUCUAAGCAAUUCGUAAAUGUUGGAUCCUUUUAUGGACAUAGUUUUUAUCGUAGACAAUAGCUUAUUGGGUCUGUGUUGGAUUACUGGAUUCGUGACUUCUUGUUGAUGGGUCAUUCAAAAUAUGACAUUGCCUAAAUAUUUUCGUUCUUUUUUGUUUUCAGUGUUUGCCCCUAAAUGGUUUGGCUUUUUGAGUUAGGUUGAUUCUCUUUGAGCCUAAAUAAAUGCAACUUUAUUUUUUUUAAUGAUAGAUUUUAAAAAAAUUAGAGGUCAAUUCAUUAAUUUAAAAUAACCUAAUAAAUGUGUUAGAUACCUGUUCCUCAUCAUAUGAUUCAUAAUUAUUUAAAAUUUCUUGAUAAACUUUUAAUUUGCAUACACAUUCAUCGUAAUCCAAUCUAAAAUUCAUCUAUUUUCCACUGUACUUUUUGUGUAUAAUGUGUUGGUUGGUUUUUAAGUAAAGGAAUGAUGUUACCUUCUCUUGUGGAGAAGACAUUCCAAGUGUUCCUCUGGGCAUAACCAAAUAUUUGAAUAAGAUCCGUAAAGUGGAAUGUAUGUGACCUUUAAGGGGCAAGCUGUGGUGGUAUACUGGUCUUCCCUAUUGCCAUGCCUAUGGAGACUGGGAUGCUCUUCAGGCAUGGAAUGAUCAUUUUUUAGUUUUAUUGUGAAGUGGUUGAGGCUUGUUAUUGCCAUGCCAAUUGAAAAUUGAGCAGUUUAUUUCGUUUGUUUUCGUAAGAAGUGAAAAAAUACAUCUUAUGCCACAAUACUGUUUUUCUUCUAGAAUAAAUAGGUAACAUUAUUUGCUGCUGAUUUGGUUUGUUUUGGGACAUUAGGUGCUGGUUGUGGCUGAACAAUUAUUUAGGUUUUUAAUGCUUUAUGAAAAUUUAAGAUAACAAUGAUCAAUUGAGAUUUGGAAAUACUUUUUUUGCUUGUUAUUGACUUCAUAUUAAGCCUUGAGAAGUGGAAAUUCAUCAUCCUGAAUUCAAAAUCCAAUUUUUUUGCCUGUUAAAGUAAUGCUGACUUGAUCUUAUACAUCCUGACUUCUGGCUAUCCUAAUUAAAUAAGUAGACAGUAUUUAUUACAAAAUAUCAACUCUGAUAUUUCCUUAGUGAUAUGCUGAUGCUUAAAUAUAUCAUUGGUAUGAUUGAAGUCCUAGUUGUUAUGUUUGAGUUGUUGGCUAUUGUCUCUGUAUUCCUAGAUGUUUCUUAAAUUUGUUUUUUCACGAGAUUGUUCAAUGAAGCCCCAUAUUUGUGCAUAUGCAUGAGUUCCUGAUCAGAUUUAAUUUCUUCUUCCAUUCUUCUUAUUAUCACUUUGUGGGAUUUUCAUAUUUCAUUUAGGGAAGAGGUUACGUGUACCAUUUUGGGAAGAGAGUGCUGCUUGUGCUUGGGAUUGAAAACUUGAAGGAGAACAAAUUAAACCUCCUUCAAUCAUGAAACAGGAUGUUGCACAAGAUAACACCAACUCACAUCCAAAGAAAUCAAUUCCACCCUACAUGAAGGCAGUCUCUGGUUCGCUUGGAGGUAUUGUGGAGGCUUCUUGCCUGCAACCUAUUGAUGUGAUCAAGACCAGAUUGCAGCUUGAUAGGUCAGGGAAUUACAAGGGAAUACUACAUUGUGGUGCCACAAUUUCAAGAACUGAAGGGGUACGGGCUUUAUGGAAGGGAUUGACACCUUUUGCCACACAUUUGACUUUGAAGUAUGCCCUUCGAAUGGGUUCAAAUGCAGUACUUCAAUCAGUGUUUAAGGACCCCGAGACUGGGAAGCUUAGCAGUCAUGGGCGGCUCCUUUCUGGAUUUGGUGCUGGGGUGCUCGAGGCUGUCAUUAUUGUCACACCAUUUGAGGUGGUGAAGAUAAGAUUGCAGCAGCAGAAAGGUCUUAGCCCUGAGUUUUUGAAAUAUAAAGGUCCUAUUCAUUGUGCUCGAAUGAUUAUCAGGGAAGACGGCUUUCGUGGGCUUUGGGCAGGAGUUGCUCCUACUGUAAUGCGUAAUGGGACAAAUCAAUCUGCCAUGUUCACUGCCAAAAAUGCUUUCGAUGUGCUUUUAUGGAAGAAACAUGAAGGAGAUGGGAAAGUCCUCCAACCAUGGCAAUCUAUGAUUUCUGGAUUCCUUGCAGGUACAGCAGGUCCUAUUUGCACUGGUCCAUUUGAUGUAGUGAAAACAAGGUUGAUGGCCCAGAGCCGAGAGGGGGGUGAACGCAAAUACAAGGGUAUGAUCCAUGCCAUCAGAACAAUAUAUUCUGAAGAAGGACUUCUUGCCUUGUGGAAAGGUCUGUUGCCUCGGCUCAUGAGGAUCCCACCUGGACAGGCCAUUAUGUGGGCUGUGGCUGAUCAAAUAAUUGGUUUGUAUGAGAGGAGAUAUCUUCAAAUUCCGGCAUUGUAGUUUUUUUACUUUCUUUUUGCUUGCUCCAGAUAUUAAUUCCAUUGCAAGGCUACAAAAUCAUCAUUUUAGCCUCUAAUUACGGUUUACUAUCUUAAUUACCUUGAAUUUUAUGAGUGGACCAUUAGGGUCCAUAUAUAAAAGUUGCAUUUGACCUAGACUAGGAAAUAUUCUCAAAAGUCAUUAUUGCAGAACUACUAGUUAGCGAGCCCUUUCACGUACUGGUUC